Didymodactylos carnosus is the source of this 669-nucleotide messenger RNA. The record is from the annotation of a GenBank genome assembly. Lineage: Eukaryota; Metazoa; Rotifera; Eurotatoria; Philodinida; Philodinidae.
AUGUCAUGUGGAGGCGUCUACGAGAAGGAUUAUUUUUAUCAAUUGGCCGAUGAAUAUGGAAUUAUGAUAUGGCAAGAUUUCAUGUUUGCAUGUAGCCUAUUGAGUAAUGGGUAUCGAGCUGAUAUCUUUUAUGACAGGUAUCCCACAAACAUUGAGUUUUUGAAAAAUGUUCAAGAUGAAGUUGUUUAUCAAGUUGGCCGAUUGAAUCAUCACCCAUCCAUUGUUAUAUGGUCAGGUAAUAAUGAAAAUGAGCUAAUAAUACGAUAUUGGCCAUUUUCCACAAACGUCGAUCGUGUUAUACAUGAGGCUGAUUAUCGUCUAUUAUACGUAUUCCUGAUUCGAGCAAUCGUUCAACAAUUGGAUCAGAGUCGACCAUUUAUUGCAUCGUCGCCAUCAAAUGGUGUCGAAUCAGAACAAGAUGAAAAUUAUAUUGCUCAAAAUCCAAAUGAUUCAAAAUACGGCGAUGUUCACUAUUAUAAUUAUACUGUUGACAGUUGGAAUCCAUCUGUAUAUCCGAUUGCACGAUUCCUGUCUGAAACUGGUGUUCAAUCUCUUCCAAGUCUGGAAUCGUGGCUUCAAGUAACAAAUGAUUCAGCAGAAUGGAAUUAUUCGAGUCGGCUGAUGUUACAUAGACAACAUCAUCCUGAUGGAAUGGAGCAAAUGUUGUGA